This is a messenger RNA of Sturnus vulgaris (Common starling), 3089 nucleotides long. It is a transcript of the gene PTPN9, whose product is annotated as protein tyrosine phosphatase non-receptor type 9. NCBI's taxonomy places the organism in Eukaryota, Metazoa, Chordata, Aves, Passeriformes, Sturnidae. Gene Ontology annotation, molecular function: protein tyrosine phosphatase activity. Gene Ontology annotation, biological process: protein dephosphorylation. The record is from RefSeq and is a predicted model, not a curated record.
GCCCGGCCCGGCGCGCAGCAUGGCCGCGGAGCUCAGCGCCGAGGAGGAGCAGGCAACCAAGCAGUUCCUGGAGGAGAUCAACAAGUGGACAGGCCAGUACAAUGUGUCCCCUCUCUCCUGGAAUGUGGCUGUCAAGUUCCUCAUGGCCCGCAAGUUCGACGUCCUGCGGGCCAUUGAGCUCUUCCACUCCUACCGGGAGACACGGCUGAAGGAGGGAAUUGUGAAGCUGAAGCCGCACGAGGAGCCGCUGCGCUCAGAGCUGCUCAGCGGGAAGUUCACCAUUCUGAGUGUGAGGGACCCCUCAGGAGCCUCCAUCGCCCUGUUCACAGCCAAGCUGCACCACCCCAGCAAGAGCGUGCAGCACGUGGUGCUCCAGGCACUCUUCUACCUGCUGGACCGAGCUGUGGAGAGCUUUGAGACGCAGAGGAAUGGGCUGGUGUUCAUCUACGACAUGGCAGGGUCACAGUACACCAACUUCGAGCUGGAUCUCAGCAAGAAGAUCCUCAAUCUGCUCAAGGGUGCCUUCCCAGCCCGGCUCAAGAAGGUUUUCAUUGUGGGAGCUCCCAUGUGGUUCCGUGUGCCCUACUCUAUCAUCAGCCUGCUGCUGAAGGAGAAGCUGCGGGAGCGGGUGCAGAUGGUGAAGAUGUCGGAGCUGAAGGAACACCUGCCCCGGGAAUGCCUCCCUGAGUACCUCGGGGGGUCCCUCAAACUGGACCCUCUGAGCUGGAAUUGCCGGUUCCUGCCCCAGCAGAACGGGCACCCCGACCCCCUGGACGAGCUCAUCCUGGUGCCGCUGGCGGCCCCCAAAGAUAACGGCUCCGUCCAUGUCCCCGGGCCCAGGUCUGUCACCCUCCAGGAGCUGCUGGAUCACGUCAGCCACAAGCAGAAACGCGGCAUCUACGAGGAGUACGAAGACAUUCGGCGCAGGAGCCCGACCGGCACCUUCGUCUGCUCUUUGGCACCCUACAACCAGGACAAGAACCGGUACGGGGAUGUGCCCUGCCUGGACCAAACCCGUGUCAAGCUGGCGAAGCCAUACAGCCGCCCAGAGCUGACUGACUACAUCAACGCGAGCUUCAUGGAUGGCUACAAGCAGAGGAAUGCUUACAUUGGCACUCAGGGGCCUUUGGAAAAUACCUACGGUGACUUCUGGCGCAUGGUGUGGGAGCAAAACGUCCUGGUGAUCGUGAUGACAACCCGGCUGGAGGAAGGAGGCAGGAGGAAGUGUGGCCAGUACUGGCCCCUGGAAAAGGAUUUCCAGAUGUGCUUUGGGGCCCUGACCAUCACCAACCUGGGCGUAGAGAACCUCAACCAUUACAAGAAAACCAUUCUGGAGAUCCACAGCUCAGAGACCAGGGAGCGGCGGCUGGUGUCCCACUUCCAGUACCUAAGCUGGCCGGAUUAUGGCGUCCCCUCUUCCGCUGCCACUCUCAUUGACUUUUUGGGGGCCGUGAAGCAGCAGCAGAGAGUGGCUGUCAGCGCCCUGGGACCUCGCUUCAAAGGUCACCCCGGGGGACCCCCAGUCGUGGUGCACUGCAGUGCUGGCAUUGGCAGGACAGGUACCUUCUGCGCGCUGGACAUCUGCCUGUCCCAGCUGCAGGACGUGGGCACUCUGAACAUCUACCAGACGGUGCUGCGCAUGCGGACCCAGCGCGCCUUCAGCAUCCAGACCCCCGAGCAGUAUUACUUCUGCUACACCGCCAUCCUCGAGCACGCCCAGCGUGAGGGCCUGCUGCUCGCCAACCACAGCCGGCCCUCCCUGGACAAGAGCUCGCCGGGGCACUGAGACCCUGCAGACGCCGCUGCCCGUCCUCGGGGGCUGCCUGAGCCGCCCCGGUGCCCGCCGGGACUCGGCAGAGCCGUGGGGGCGGCGGUGCCGGAGCACCUCAGCUGUCAGCACUGCUAUGGAACUGUGCCUUAUUCAACUCAAACGGUGGCUGCCGCUUGCCGGCACGGGAAGGGGGCUCUCACUCCUCCCCGUCGUGUUUUGGUUGGGUUUGGUUGGUUGGGGGAGGUGUUUUGUCUUCUCUUCGAGUUGUUGGGUUUUUUUGGUUUUUUGUUGUUGGGACCACCUAAGAUGUACCUAGAGAGGGGCUUUGCGAAGUCCUAGGAAAUGUAUUCCCAGUCUCGGGCUGAGGAAGAGGCGCGUGCUUCAGUCUCAGCUGACGCUCCAUCUGUGUGUCUGUAUGUAUGUGUGUAUAUAAUAUACCCCGCUGUGACCUCCUGGCUAUUAUAUAGAUACAUAUAUACAACCUCCCCUUUAGCAGCUCCUAAGGGUCCCUGCUGUCCUGCCACCUCACUGCUGUGAUCUCUGGAGCGGUGAGUUUGGUCCUGGCUCUGUCUUGUCUUCCCCCUUCUCCUUAUUUCCCCUCGUGGGCAGCGCUGGGACCCGGUAUACCCACCCCUGUGCCCAUCCCACUGGAGGCACAGGGUACUUGAUGGUGUCCCCCCUGUUUGUUUGUCUCAUCUUCCCCAUGGAGAGAUAGCAGCCGUGCUCCUGGGAGGCUCUGGAGGACUGGGUUGUCCGGGGGGUGCUGAGCUCGCAGGCAUCCCCUGGCCCUUGGAAGGGGACGCUGUGGGAGUCACUAGGUACGAGGUGACGGGGCCGUGGGGACCGACCGGCUCUCCAGGUUGCCCGGCUUUCCCAAGCUGCCACUGGGAACCCGCAGGCCCAGCCCUGCGUUGAGUCAUGGGCUGGGAAAGCGCUGAGCAAGAAUAAACCCCAAACCCUGGAGAGGCAACGAGCCUCUGCCCCAGCCCCCACUACUGCCUGGGCCUCCCCAACUUUAUACUGUAAUAAGCUCUUUGAAUGUGUAUAUUCUUAUUUUUUUAUAAUCUGGGGGGAGGGAGGCGCAGGGUUUGGGAGGUUUUGUUUUGUUUUCUUUUGGGGUUUUUUUGUGUUUCUUUUUUUUUGUUAUUGUUUUUUUUUUUUUUUGUAUUUAACAUUAACUUGAUCCAAGCCAGAGCCAGAAGUAUUUGUAAAUGUUCCUAUUUUGCUCUCAGAGAAGCCUUUUUGUUGUCGUUACUUUUUUGGGAGUUGUUUUGUUUUUAUUUGUAUUGAUAUAUAAAUAUACCACCGGUGACCAGUC